AUGGCUCUGCAGCCUUACCGGGAAGAAGAUUUAAAUUUUUUCAAAUUCGCGUCUCUUGUGUUGAAUGAAUUUCCAAACGCCCUGAGACAGACAUUUAAAGCCAUGUGGGACAACACCUAUGGACAUCGCGCUGGCUUCCAGCUCUGGGAUGAUUCCACUACCGUGAGAAAUAUGUUUUCCGCUACAGAAGGUGGCAGAACCAAAGUUCCUGUCCAUCAGUCAUAUCACGAAUGGGAUUGCACUGCGUUGUUCCAGGCCACCAUUUACUCGCGAGUCUUCACCUCACAUCACGGAACGCUAAAUGACGUGUAUGUUAAGCCUCGUGGACUAUCAUAUGGCCAUUUUCAUCCGUCCGUAGUGAGCACAACUGGAAACAAUGUUGAAACCUGUGCAUUAGCGAUUGAUCAGUUACGCCUUUUGAGGAAUUCCGUUUGCCACUCAACAAGUUCUGAGAUAAAAAAAGUAACCUUUGACCAGCAGGUGAAACCACGAGGAGCCGCAUGCAGUAAAAUUUCUGUCCCGUAAUUUAAUCAGUUAAAUCAUCAAAGUUGACAGAUCUUUCUGAUGAUCAAAGCGACCGUUCGGUUAACCAUUUACACCUUCAGUGCGAAGACUGUCACCUUCAGGAUAAUUGCUUACCAUAACAGUGGUAGGUCGCGCGCGUCUGGUCGGUUUCGCAGAACGUGAUCGUGACUGUUGUUUUCAUUCAGAGACUGAGCGCGUUGAUAUGCCAACGUUUAAAACAGACUGCAACAUUAAAUUUUUGUUAUAGAAGCAAAGAAGCUGCUGAGUAGAAACUAAACCGUCCCAGACUUAUUCCGUUUCAUUCGUGUACCUUCAUUUUGAUGGAGUCUUUAUGAUGAAUUUACCUCUGCCUUUUAAUCAGGCACAUAAACAACAUAGAGAUAAAACAUUUCAUUUUGCUUUUGUGGAGUAAAUUCAUCUUAAAAAAGUUAAACUAGUGGACCACUUCCUCCGCGUACUUGUAAAAAUAGGCAUUUAAUAUGUCGCGCUACGGUGCGAAAAUCUUCUUGUCGUGGAUUAGAUUUCAGUAUACAUAUUGUUAAUCUUCAUUUCGCGCCAGAAUAAAUUAGUUUGUGCGCAAAGGGCUUCUAAAAAAAAAUCACAAGGUUUGUCCCACUUCGAGUCCACCUUCUGGAGAUACGCCGACAUGGUAGCUGGAAUACAUUGCCGAGGCGAAGAUCUGGCAUUUUUUCCUCCACGUCUUUUUCUCUCCGCGAUGUUUGUUUAUAUUUGUAGUGAGAAUGCCGUGCAUAUCGGUGGAUUUUACUUCAGUCGGCUUCAGUUCCUGCGGCUUGCUACUCAUCAUAAAGAAGAGUGCCGGAAUCGCUUUGUUCGCCUUUAACAGAUUUGUUGUCGAACGCAAGGUAAAAGAACGGACUACUGUAAGGUAAGAAUUGAAGUUUAAAUUUGUUUCUCGGGGAAAAAUAGUGCAUACAACUCGUGGAACCCGUGAGUAUUACCUAUGUUUAAUAUACCGGAUGUCAUGCGAUGACCCCUCGCUUUUACGAUGGAUAAGACGGAUACAAACAAUAAUUUCUUUCGCAAAGUUUAGUAUAAUUUACUUAAUAUGGAGAUCAUCUGAGGACGAUUUUUCGUUAUAUAUGCUUCAUUUCUUGGCUUAUUCCGGCUACGUGCGAAAAAUUAGAUGGCAAUAUGUUUGUGCGCUAUAAUUAUACUUAUAACUUCUUGCACCUUGAAACUCAUGAAAGCCAAGUUUGUUUAACCCUAGCAAAAACCUCUUUUAAUGGAGGAACUCAACCUGAUAGUUGCACUAAAAUCUAAUAAUUGUUACUGCAUUUGCAUGCUCUCUGUAACCUCGUGGGUAGAACAUACCCGAUGGUUACAUUAAUACAGUCAUUAAUAAUAAUCACUGCAUUUGCUCUCUGUAACCUCGUGGGUAGAACAUACCUGAAGGUUACGUUAAUAAUAAUCAUUGCAUUUUCUCUUUGUAACCUCGUGGGUAGAACAUACCUGAUUGCUACAUUAAUAAUAAUCACUGCAUUUGCUCUCUGUAACCUCGUGGGUAGAACAUACCUGAAGGUUACGUUAAUAAUAAUCAUUGCAUUUUCUCUUUGUAACCUCGUGGGUAGAACAUACCUGAUGGUUACAUUAAUAAUAAUCACUGCAUUUGCUCUCUGUAACCUCGUGGGUAGAACAUACCUGAAGGUUACGUUAAAAAUAAUCAUUGCAUUUUCUCUUUGUAACCUCGUGGGUAGAACAUACCUGAUGGUUACAUUAAUAAUAAUCACUGCAUUUGCUCUCUGUGACCUCGUGGGUAGAACAUACCUGAAGGUUACGUUAAUAAUAAUCAUUGCAUUUUCUCUUUGUAACCUCGUGGGUAGAACAUACCUGAUUGCUACAUUAAUAAUAAUCACUGCAUUUGCUCUCUGUAACCUCGUGGGUAGAACAUACCUGAAGGUUACGUUAAUAAUAAUCAUUGCAUUUUCUCUUUGUAACCUCGUGGGUAGAACAUACCUGAUGGUUACAUUAAUAAUAAUCACUGCAUUUGCUCUCUGUAACCUCGUGGGUAGAACAUACCUGAAGGUUACGUUAAAAAUAAUCAUUGCAUUUUCUCUUUGUAACCUCGUGGGUAGAACAUACCUGAUGGUUACAUUAAUAAUAAUCACUGCAUUUGCUCUCUGUGACCUCGUGGGUAGAACAUACCUGAAGGUUACGUUAAUAAUAAUCAUUGCAUUUGCUCUCCGUAACCUCGUGGGUAGAAUAUACCUGACGGUUACAUUUAAUAAUAAUCACUGCAUUUGCUCUCUGUAACCUCGUGGGUAGAACAUACCUGAAGGUUACGUUAAUAAUAAUCAUUGCAUUUGCUCUCCGUAACCUCGUGGGUAGAAUAUACCUGACGGUUACAAUUAAUAAUAAUCACUGCAUUUGCUCUCUGUAACCUCGUGGGUAGAACAUACCUGAUGGUUACAUUAAUAAUAAUCACUGCAUUUGCUGUCCGUAAACUCGUGGGUAGAGUAUACCUGAUGGUUACAUUAAUAAUAAUCAUUGCAUUUUCUCUUUGUAACCUCGUGGGAAAAAAAUUAAUGCCUCUCUCCUAGAAAUUUUGCCCAGUCCUUUGAGCAUAGUGAUCUUUGGGUAGCGAAAACAGGUUAAACGCUUUUUUUAACAGCAGCAUUUAUAUUAUUUGGCUUUUUAAGGGAGGUUAAUUAUUAAUGGAUAGAAUAUAAAAAAAAGCUGAUAAAGCGGAAAAAGUUAUCUUUACAAAAUGCGGUUUGACAGUGUCAAGAGUGAAAUAAGCUGAAGUUUUGUAGUUAGCCCGAAGAAAACCUGUUCCUGCAUGAAAAGCAGAAAAGCAGUUCUGAUUCCCUUCUCUUAACUAGAAGAGAUGCAUAUCCUUGUGAACCAGUUUUUUAACCAGGAGCGAUUCCCACUCACUUCUCAUACUUUAUUGACACGAGUUCCUAUUUCAGUAUAUGUCUAAUUCAAGCUUAGCCGCGUGAUAGCUCUUCAUUAGCGAAAAGGUCCAAGUGAUAUUUUGAUUGACGUUUUGUUUUGGAUCCUGAGGUUUUUUAACACCUUUUCUCUAGCUUAACUGGCGAAGAUAUUCUAGGAAUUUGCCCUUCAAUUCCAAAUUCUUUGAUGUGCCGCCAGAUGCAGUGCAAAAAUAUCACCCCUUGCGGCUCCUCGUGCGCCAAAGAUGCAUUCCAAGCGCUGGGUGUCUCGACGGCCCCAAUUGAUGCUGUUGGUAGUUUAUUAGAGUCAGACUUUCCCACAAGUAAAGUCCGUAAACUUGAGCAGGCUAUUAAUGAAGAGAAAAAAUCGUACAUAAAAUUUCUUGAGGGUGUGAAUUCAGACGUUGCAGAGUUGAAGAAGAAAGUGGAAAGCGAUAUUGCUAGCAAAGAAGACGUCGCCAUGUUGGCACGAAAAAUAGAUGAACUCAAAGCUGUGCAAGACGUCAGUGAUAACAAAGAAGACAUCACUAUGUCGGCGCGGAAAGAAGGUGAGUUAAAAGGCUAGUGGAAAAAAUGCGCAACUCCUUUAACAAAGCUUAUCAAGCUAAUCUACCCAGGUGAAAAUGUAACUGAAAUCCUAAGCAAAAUAUUUUCACCACCUCCAAAACUGUAAAUAUGAUUGUAUUGGACUUGAAAGAAAUACCGGCACCUCUUAUGGGCUCUUGCCAAGUCAGGAGAGUAAUUUACAGAUUUCACUAGAUACAAAGCCGUGCAGCGAGGGUCUUAAUCGAGGCCGGAGAAAUAGCUCGUGAGUCAUUUGUUUGAGAUUCCCAGCGGUAGCUUUUGUCCGCUGCUUAUUAUUAUUUUGCACACCGAGUUACCGGCUAUAUCUGCGCUAUACAUAGUCAAUUUGAAUUCGCUAUAAUUUCAGCCUCAGUAAGGUUAAUUACUUCUUUUUAUGCAUCAAUAACAUUGUUGCUAUAGUGGCAGUUCCAUAAAAGAUGAAAAAUCCCAAAACAGAAAUGAAGGGUAUGUAUCCCAAACUCAGUACCAGAAAGCCCCGACACUCCAGGGGCCAAUUUACCUUCCUCCAAUUCCACCCAUGAUCAUCACAUAGCUACUUUUUCCUGUACACUCGUAUCGAAUGACUCAACUAAAAAAUAUGCUCUCAUUACCCAAACCAAAUAUCUGAUAUUCAGUUACCUUUUUCUCUUUUAAGAUAUCCCAAUAUCACUACCCCAAUCAAAGUUAAAGGGUGGCAAUCGUUUUGCAGAGAACCAAUCUUGUGAAGAUGAAAAAAUUAACAAAAUCGGAAUUGACCAAUCAGCUCUUCAAGCUCACCAGCGUGCCCUGCACAUACGUAUUAAACUGUUUGGAGAAGAACACCAAAGUACGGCUGACUGUUACAACGAACUGGGGAUAACACAGCAUAAGAUGGGUGAUUUCAAAGCAGCUCUGCAGUCAAAACAGCGUGAGCUGGACAUACGUAUUAAACUAUUUGGAGAAGAACACCAAAGUACUGCUGUCUCUUACUACUCCCUGGGGAUAACACAACAUGAAGUAGGCGAUUUCAAAGCAGCUCUUCAAUCUUACCAGCGUGCGCUGGACAUACGUAUUAAACUGUUUGGAGAAGAACACCAAAGUGCGGCUAGCUGUUACUACGAACUGGGGAUAACACAGCACAAGAUGGGUGAUUUCAAAGCAGCUCUGCAGUCAAAACAGCGUGAGCUGGACAUACGUAUUAAACUGUUUGGAGAAGAACACCAAAGUACUGCUCUCUCUUACUACUCCCUGGGGAUGACACAACGUGAACUAGGUGAUUUCAAAGCAGCUCUUCAAUCUUACCAGCGUGCGCUGGACAUACGUAUUAAACUGCUUGGAGAAGAACAUCAAAGUGUGGCUAGCUAUUACUACAAACUGGGGAUAACACAGCAUAAGAUGGGUGAUUUCAAAGCAGCUCUGGAGUCAAAACAGCGUGAGCUGGACAUACGUAUUAAACUGUUUGGCGAAGAACACGAAAGUACUGCUGUCUCUUACUACUCCCUGGGAAUAACACAGCGUGAACUAGGUGAUUUUAAAGCAGCUCUUCAAUCUUACCAGCGUGCGCUGGACAUACGUAUUAAACUGUUUGGAGAAGAGCACCAAAGUGUGGCUAGCUAUUACUACGAACUGGGGAUAACACAGCAUAAGAUGGGUGAUUUCAAAGCAGCUCUGCAGUCAAGACAGCGUGAGCUGGACAUACGUAUUAAACUGUUUGGAGAAGAACACCAAAGUACUGCUCUCUCUUACUACUCCCUGGGAAUAACACAGAGUGAACUAGGUGAUUUCAAAGCAGCUCUUCAAUCUUACCAGCGUGCGCUGGACAUACGCAUUAAACUGUUUGGAGAAGAACACCAAAGUGUGGCUAGCUGUUACUACGAACUGGGGAUAACACAGCAUAAGAUGGGUGAUUUCAAAGCAGCUCUGCAGUCAAGACAGCGUGAGCUGGACAUACGUAUUAAACUGUUUGGAGAAGAACACCAAAGUACUGCUCUCUCUUACUACUCCCUGGGGAUAACACAGCGUGAACUAGGUGAUUUCAAAGCAGCAUUUCAAUCUUAGGGACGGACCAUUAGAAAACGUAUGGGGGGGAGGGGGAUUUUCGAGCCGCAGGAAUUUGUUUUCGUUAUCAAAUUCCUUGUAGGAUUAAUUGGCGUGCAAGAAUGUUUUUUCAUUUUACUUCGCCCGCCCCUUUUUGGAGAAGAACAUCAAAGCACUGCUGUCUCUUACUACUCCCUGGGGAUAACACAACAUGAACUAGGUGAUUUGAAAGCAUCUGUUCAAAAUCAUCAGCCUGCCCUGGGCAUACGUAUUAAACUCUUUGGAAUAGAUCAUAAAAGCACUGCUGCCAGUGUUCGGGAAGUGGAGAAAACACAGCGCGGAUUGGAUGGCUUGAAAGGAGGACAUAAGUGGUCUUAG
Molecule: messenger RNA, 6395 nt
Organism: Porites lobata
Lineage: Eukaryota; Metazoa; Cnidaria; Anthozoa; Scleractinia; Poritidae
Source: the annotation of a GenBank genome assembly